AUUUCCGAAUAAAAGAAUAAACAAUUCUAUUUAGCAAUUUAGAGAAUUUCCCUAAAUAGUGUUCCUCAUGUUUAUAUAACUUUCCCUUUCGGAGGAUUUCCUUAAAUAGAGUAAAAAUAAAAAUAAUAAAUUAUGAUAUACUCCGUAAAUAAAUGCUCACUUCCCUAACAAAUCAUCACCUGAUAAUUAGUUCACAGAAGAAGAGGUUUAUAGUUGUGGUGACGGCGCUUAUCGCCCACUCCACUUCAAUCCCGAAUUAUACCCAGGUGAAGGUUUCAAGUACUUUCAAUGGGUUCAUGAUCUGCAGCAGCUGGAUAUAUUGUAUAUGAUGUUGUACAGCUCUUUAUGUGCUUGGAUCAACCAGUUUCUUGCUUGCAUGGGAGCAGUGGUUGCUUUGGUUGCUGUGGAAAAUCUCGACCGAUAACAGCAGUGGAUGAGCCAUCAAAAGGACUUCGAAUUCAAGGGAGAUUGGUGAAAAGGCGUAAUAGCAUAUCUGAAGAUUUCUGGAGCAGCAGCACAAUUGAGAUGGAAAACAGCACUGCUCAAUCUCAAAGAAGUUUGUCAUCUAUCAGUAUUUCAAACCCGCUUAAUCCGACCAAUGACCAGGGUUGUGGCUCAGGAAACACUAGCCACCAUCCCGAAUUUGUAAAUCAUGGAUAUCUUCUUUGGAACCAAACCAGGCUUCAGUGGCUUCGAAGUAAAGAACCGGACACCAAAAGAAAAGUUCGGGAGCCAGUACUAAAUUGGAAUGCUACCUAUGAAAGCUUACUUGGCACUAACAAGUGUUUUCCUCGUCCAAUUCCUCUCGCAGAAAUGGUUGAUUUUCUUGUGGAUGUAUGGGAGCAAGAAGGAUUAUAUGAUUAGCCACGCUGACACUGGCCUUGAGUUCUGGAAAAGAUUUGUGUAUAGUUAAGUUUCCAUAAGGGAGAAGCUGAUGAGAGAGGAGGAAGAAAGGUGAUAAUAUUAAGCAGUGGGUUUUUACUUCCCACAAUUUUUUUUUUUUUUAGUUUGUCAAUUGCCAUAACAAAUGCUUGUGAUUAUCCAAUUGUAAAUGCAACACAGACUUGGGACCCAAAAACUAAGCUAUGUGACUCACAUAAUGUGUGUUUCUCCAUGAAUGAAUUGUCAAAAGGGGAAAGAGCAAAUUUAUUGAAGCUGCCAAAAAUCUACAAACUGACAUUUCAAGAUAUGCGAUGCAAAUAUGAAACAUCUAUGUACCUAAUCCUAUCCUAGUACUCCGUAUAUUAUAGACUUAGUAACCAACCUAUUGGUCA
Messenger RNA from Cuscuta epithymum, 1274 nucleotides. The record is from the annotation of a GenBank genome assembly. Lineage: Eukaryota; Viridiplantae; Streptophyta; Magnoliopsida; Solanales; Convolvulaceae.